Molecule: messenger RNA, 3889 nt
Organism: Pimephales promelas (fathead minnow)
Lineage: Eukaryota; Metazoa; Chordata; Actinopteri; Cypriniformes; Leuciscidae
Gene: plekhg5a
Product: pleckstrin homology domain containing, family G (with RhoGef domain) member 5a
Biological process (GO): endothelial cell migration; Rho protein signal transduction
Cellular component (GO): plasma membrane; endocytic vesicle; axon
Molecular function (GO): guanyl-nucleotide exchange factor activity
Source: RefSeq, a predicted model, not a curated record
UUAUACGCUGUAUAUAGAUGUCAAUAAUAUCAAACUUAGUUAAAGUAGUGACUUAUCUCGCACUUUGUUUUUGGAGGAUUGCCAACAGAGCGUCAGCGCUCAUGUUAUGCUCUAUACUGCUGACACUUAGCAGCGGAUGGUCGGAUGUCUCAUCUCUGAGAAGCUGGCUGUGGAACAACAGAUGAAUACGUCGGACUUGGAUAUUAACCCUCAUGGUUAUAACAGCACAUAAUGCAUCGAUACGGUUCGCCACCCAAGAGCUGGCUUGGAUUUCGUUUGCUACUUGGUGAGAAACCUGCACAAGAGGAGAAAACCGGCAUCUUGUGCCAGCAUCCCAUCUGUCCUGAACGGCAGCUUGCUUCCAAGGUUUGCCACCACCCAUCGUGUCAGAACCUUAGAGACGGCAGCCCACUGCACCUCUGCGAGUCAUGUGACUCAAACUGCCAUCCCGUCGCCCGUGACGGCAUGCUCUUUGACAGGCACCCACGGUUUGACCUCCAGCCACAAGGUUCCAUCCUGGCCCGGAACGUGUCCACUCGUUCCUGUCCACCUCGCACCGGUCCCCCCUCUGACAUGGAGGACGGAGAGGAUGGAUGCACUGACCUAGGGGAUCGCAGGAGUGGAGGAAUGAAAUUGGUUAAAAAGAAGACCAGACGCCGACACACAGAUGAUCCUAGCAAAGAGUGCUUCACUCUGAAGUUUGACCUUAAUAUUGACGUCAGCAUGGAGAUUGUCCCAGCUGUGAAGAAGAAAACCUUGAGAGAAGUCCUGGGAGCUGUGUUUGAAAGAAAAGGAAUCGAGCUGUCACGUGUUAACCUGUUCCUAGAUCAGUCCAAUACCCCACUUUCACUGGGAUUUGAAGCCUACCGCUUCGGUGGCCACUACCUCAGAGUACGAGCUCGACCAGGAGAGGAGCUGAGGGUAGAGCGGUGUGUGAAAGACCCCCGUUCUCUUAGUCUGCCCAUCAUGAGGUCCUCCAGCACACGUAGUUCCUCUACUGACCGAGCAGAGCAUGGCUCUCUGGGACGCCGAGAGGCGGCAGACCUGCUAGUCGGCCUGGGUCAAGCGCGUCGGCGAAAGAACAUGCCGGAGUUUCUGGGUGAGGCCAGUGUCCCCAAUCAAGACUCUGUAUCCCAGUUGAGUGGUUCCCUCCCUGGAUCUAUAACGGGUACAGACCGCUGGAGGAACCGCGCUGCCAGCCGUUUCAGCGGCCUCUUCAGUUCAAACUCAGGAAAUGGCUCUCUUGGGAAGGAGUGUGAUCGUGUGGAACAGCUGCAGAGUAAGCUAUACUCAUACACUAUGUUCGGAUUACCCAAGAUGCCACCGCAGCUCUCGUUCCACAGAGACUCAUGGGAAGAGGAGCCCAACCUGGAGCUAGAAGAGAGCUGGAAGCAGCUUUUGGAGAAUCCUGAGAUUUUAACCAGACGUCAAUGCCAUCAGCAAGAGGCCAUAUGGGAACUUCUGCAAACAGAGUCAGACUACAUCAAGAAACUGCACGUCAUUACCGAUCUGUUUCUAUGUGGCCUGCUGAACCUUCAGGAGAGUGGUUUACUGAGUGAAGUCGAACCUGUGCGUCUCUUCAGUAACAUUCAGGAUAUUGUGCAACUGCAUACAUCCCUGUGGGCUGAGGUUAUGUUGCCAGCCCUAGAGAAAGCCAGACACAACAGAACCGUGCUCAACCCCAAUGAACUACAUCAGGGUUUCAGUACUUUUGGUUUCAGAUUCAAGCCUUAUAUCCAUUACUGCAUGGAAGAAGAGGGCUGUAUGGAGUACAUGCGCACUUUACUGAAAGACAAUGAGCUCUUCAGAAUAUACGUAACUUGGGCAGAAACUCAUAAACAGUGCAACCGGCUGAAGCUGACAGACAUGUUGGUGAAGCCUCAUCAAAGACUCACUAAAUACCCACUGCUGCUCAAGAGUGUGCUGAAAAAGACUGAUGACCCGCCAACUCGUGAAGCUAUUAACAGAAUGGUGGCUGCUGUUGAAUGCUUCAUUAACAGUGUGGACUCACAAAUGAGACAAAGGGAGGAAAAACAAAAGCUGGCUGCCAUCGCUGGACGUAUAGAGGCGUAUGAGGCCAUGGAGGGGGCCAGCGAGGAAGUGGAGAGGAUCCUCAGGGAAUAUAAUAACUUUGACCUGACCGCUCCAAUCAUGGGCGCCCCACCUGAAGAAACCCGUCAACUGCUCUUAGAGGGAGCGCUGAAGAUGAAGGAGGGGAAAGAGAGCAGGAUGGAUGUGUACGGUUUCCUGUUCACUGACGUUUUGUUGAUUACUAAACCGGUGAAGCGUGUGGAGAAAGUGAAGGUGAUCCGGCAGCCUCUCGUCAUCCAUAACGUAGUGUGCCGAGAGCUGAAAGACCCAGGAAGCUUCCUCCUUAUCUACCUCAAUGAGUUUCGCUGUGCAGUGGCCUCCUAUUGCUUUCAGGCCAACAGUGGCACUCAGGGACGCAGCUGGAUUGAGGCCAUCCACAACGCACAGAACCAACUUCAGAGACUUCGCUCCGAGGCCCAGAGAGAUGACACAGAUGACAGAGAUGAGGAUGAGACGGAAAGCAGCAUGUCCACCUCCAGCUCUCCAUCACUACAGCACAGAGACCCUCUAGACAAGAGCCUCUCUCCUUCACCAAGUCACUCCGAUGGCUCCACAGAAACCCUUUCCGUGGCUGCCAUGGAAGAAGCGGAUGAGGUCGGGUCCCUGUCGACUGUUCAGACGGCAUCAUUAAAAAAUCCCCUGCUGUCUAAUUCUUCAAGCCUGCGAGAUUCCUUCUCUACUAGUGACAGCAAAACUCUGGAAGUUGAUUUGGUCACAACAGACUUGGAUGCAGAAAGUCGCUCUCUUUCUAUAGACAGUGCGUAUGGAACUCUCUCACCUCAGUCCCUGAUCACAGAACUUGAUUUAAAGGGAGCGGUUUGCCAGAGCGAGGGAGAGGAGACAGAUGCUGGGGAGGAAGAAGAGGGAUUCGAGGAUGACGAAGAUGGUGACGAGGAGGAUUCAAUAACCUGGAAUGGCUCCCAGAUUACUGUAAAUGAGUCCUACAUUUUAGACCACGACCAUGCGAAUAAUGAGGAGCUCCGGCAGAAGAAUGACUUUUCUGGGAUGUCUCAGGUCAUGGGUUGUCGCUCCCAAACAUUGCGGCGCCGUUCGCCCGUUCAGCCCCGCCCAGACUACUUGCAGCACUUUACCCUCAGGUCACGCUCCGAAGAUGACCUCCUUAAAUGCCUCACCGGUCCUCUCCGCCCCUCUGGCAGGAACAAUGUAAGCAAGAGUUUGACACACCUUGCCAAAUAUUCGGCUCAAAGCUCUGAGUUAUUCAAGAUGGACGAGGAAGGCCUCCGUGAGGAUCCAAAAGCAUUGUCGAACCAACUGACGAGCACUCUUAGGCGAGCAGAGGCCAGGCAUGUGCAAAGGACCCUCAGCUGCCCCAAUGGCCAGGCAGACUGUGAGAUCACAGAGAUUGAGACACUUCCCUCUUGUGGUCUGGAGGAAAAAAGUGACUUGGUGCUUUCCCAGCAGCCACAUCAGCAGCAUAAAAAACUGACUGUGGCUCAGUUACACAGGAUACGUGCUACCAUGGUGCUCAAUUCAACACUGACAGCAUCGGAAGUUUAAUGUUUGAGUAAAUGAAGCUGAUGCCAUUAGCUGGUCUAUUGGUGGGACUUAAACCAUGUCUUUGGUCCAAGACUACAUCUACAAAAAACGUGUACCCAUGGGGACAUAGAACUCAGUGACAUGAAGAGAACCAGGGAGAACGCUGUGGAACUCUCUGAUAAAAGCCAUGACCAUAAUUCAGUAAUUUAAUAAAGUUGAAGGGUCAUACAUACAAAGACAUGCAUUUUUGUAUAAUACCUGACAAUGAAUAAAAUGAAUAAAAGAGACUUGAGUUAAUCAA